Messenger RNA from Canariomyces notabilis, 780 nucleotides. RefSeq lists its product as uncharacterized. The transcript has 3 exons. NCBI's taxonomy places the organism in Eukaryota, Fungi, Ascomycota, Sordariomycetes, Sordariales, Chaetomiaceae. The record is from RefSeq and is a predicted model, not a curated record. The coding region runs from base 1 to 780 and encodes 259 amino acids.
AUGCACCACCAUCGUCGAAAGUCGGGCUCGAGGUCUGGCAACACUUCGCUGACGGACGUACGCAAGGCUGUUACCGCCUCGGAUCUCGCCUCCAAGAAGCAUACGUCUCGUCCUGCGGCCAUGACCAGAAAGACGACGCCCCAGACUAUCCCAAAGUUGGGUAAGAAUCCUCGCGACCGUGAGAAGGAGUGGGAAGAGGAUCGCUGGUGGGAUGAGGAGAGGGAGAGCUUCCCACAGUAUUGUAUGAUAUGUGAGAAACAAUUUGUCCCUUCGGACGACCAAUUCUUGUACUGCUCGGAGACAUGCCGCAUGCACGACCAGAACAGCGCAGGCUUGUCAUCAACGUUGAGCCACUAUGCCAGCUCUCACCGGACCACUCAAUACCCCUUCUUUUCCGGCCCACCUGAGCCCAGAGAUAUCAUACCACGCGCCUCGCCUUCGCGCCCUAACUCGACACACUUUUCCCCGACAACGACAUCAACGACGCAGUCUGCCAUUGCGGCCCUCAAGUCGCUGGCAAUCUCAACCCCAAGUCCCCCGUCCCCCGUUGGAACCUAUCAUUCAAGCAUAUGGCCCUUCGGCCGGAGCGCCACGAGUCCUAGCAACUCGUACUCGAGGCCAGCCACUGUCUUUCCGUCCACAUUUGAUGGGCCGUAUUAUGGCGCCACCACCACCGACAGCUACGGGACAAGUUCUGAUCGGCCACUUCCCUCCCGCAGACCAGCCCACUAUUCAAGACCCAAGAGCAUAGAGCUUGUCACACCCAUGCUGGGGCGGUAG